CCGCCGCCGCCGCCGCCGCCGCCGCCGCCGCCGCCCGGGUGCCGCCCGCCCCCCGCCGCCGCUGAGCCUGGCCCGCCGCCGCGGCCUCCCCCGGCGGCGGCGCCCGCCCCGGGCUGCCGCAGCGCCGCGAUGGAGACGGCGGAGAAGGAGUGCGGAGCCCUCGGCGGCCUCUUCCAAGCCAUCAUCAACGAUAUGAAGAGCUCCUACCCCAUCUGGGAGGAUUUCAACUCAAAGGCCACCAAGCUGCACUCGCAGCUCAGGACCACGGUGCUGGCUGCAGUUGCCUUCCUGGAUGCCUUCCAGAAAGUGGCCGACAUGGCCACCAACACCCGAGGUGCCACGAGGGACAUUGGCUCUGCACUGACCCGCAUGUGCAUGCGGCACCGCAGCAUCGAGGCCAAACUCCGGCAGUUCACCAAUGCCCUCAUGGAAAGCCUGAUAAACCCUUUGCAGGACAGGAUUGAGGACUGGAAAAAAACUGCCAACCAGCUCGACAAGGACCAUGCAAAAGAGUACAAGCGAGCCCGCCAUGAGAUCAAGAAGAAAUCCUCUGAUACCCUCAAGCUCCAGAAAAAGGCUCGCAAAGGGAAGGGGGACCUGCAGCCCCAGCUGGACAAUGCGCUGCAGGAUGUCAAUGACAUGUACCUGCUGCUGGAGGAGACAGAGAAGCAGGCAGUGCGCAAAGCCCUCAUCGAGGAGCGAGGUCGCUUCUGCACCUUCAUCACCUUCCUGCAGCCCGUGGUGAAUGGAGAGCUCACCAUGCUGGGAGAGAUCACCCACCUGCAGGGCAUCAUUGAGGACCUGGUGGUACUCACUGCUGAGCCCCACAAGCUGCCCCCUGCCAGCGAGCAGGUGAUCAAGGACCUGAAAGGCUCUGACUACAGCUGGUCCUACCAGACCCCACCGUCCUCACCUAGCAGCUCCAGCUCCCGCAAGUCCAGCAUGUGCAGCAGCGUUAGCAGUGCCAAGGGUGGCAUGGCGUGGCCUGGCGGGGCUCAGACCUGCUCACCCAGUUCCACCUAUCGCUACCGCAGCCUGGUGCAGCCCCCCACCACCACCACCCGCCUCUCCAGCGUCUCCUCCCAUGACUCUGGCUUCAUCUCCCAGGAUGCUGCUUACUCCAAACCGCCUUCCCCCAUGCCCUCAGACAUCACCAGCCAGAAGUCCUCCAGCUCAGCAUCCUCGGAGGCCUCCGAAACCUGCCAGUCGGUUAGCGAGUGCAGCUCCCCAACCUCGGACUGGUCCAAGGCCAGCCCAUACGACCAGCCGGUGGUCCCCACCCUGCAGCGGCGCAAGGACCGCGUGGAGCACCUGCGGGAAGCCGAGAUGGGCUCACCCGCCGGCGGGUACCCAGGCAUCAGCAGCGAGGAUGCUCCCAGGCCCCGGAUGUCACCAGCUACAAUUGCUGCGAAGCACGGGGAGGAGGUGUCCCCUGCUGCCAGUGACCUGGCCAUGGUCUUGACCCGGGGGCUGAGCCUGGAGCACCAGAAGAGUAGCCGGGACUCGCUGCAGUACUCCAGCGGCUACAGCACACAGACCACCACACCCUCCUGCUCCGAGGACACCAUCCCUUCCCAAGGCUCUGACUACGACUGCUACUCAGUGAACGGUGAUGUGGAGUGUGACCCCCAGAGCGACUUCGACAAGUCCUCCACCAUCCCACGCAACAGCAACAUUGCCCAGAACUACCGGCGGAUGAUCCAGACCAAGCGUCCCGCCUCCACUGCUGGGCUGCCCACUGGCACCAACCUACCAGCCGGCACAACCCCAGGGGUAGCCACCAUCCGCCGCACGCCCUCCACCAAACCCUCGGUCCGCCGUACCCUCUCCAAUGCUGGUCCCAUCCCCAUCCGACCCCCCAUUGUCCCCGUGAAGACCCCCACAGUGCCCGAUUCACCCAGCUACACCGGUCCCACACGGGUGGGCAGCGAAGAGUGUGUUUUCUAUGCCGAUGACGCCUCGCCAAACCCCCUGGAUUUUGCCAAAGCUUCGCCCAAGCGGCUGAGCCUUCCCAACACCGCCUGGGGCGGCGGUGCCAUGGAGAUCUCUGUCUACCCCGGGGCUGGCCAGCACCUCUCCACUGAGGAAGAGGAGGACCAACAGUUGGCUGCCAACCGGCACAGCUUGGUGGAGAAGAUUGGCGAGCUGGUGGCUGGCGCCCACGCCCUGGGGGAAGGCCAGUUCCCCUUCCCCACCACCCUCGCGGGGUCUGGUCCCAGUGAGGAGACCCCUGCGCCCCCCCCAGCGGCCUCCAUGGACCCCCCGGCCGAAGACAUGCUGGUGGCCAUCCGGCGUGGGGUGCGCCUGCGCAGGACCGUCACCAACGACAGGUCGGCCCCGCGGAUAUCGUGAUGAUGCCCCAGGCAGUGGGGAUGUGCCCACCAUGGCUGAUGGAUCCCUCUGGGGGCACCCGCUGCACCUCCCUGGGAGCACACCCACCCACCAGCACCCGCCGCCCCCUUGCUGCCCCCUGCUUUCUGCUCCUCUGUCUCCUCCUUCCCUUCCCUCCUGGCCCUUUCCUUACGUCUUUUAUUCACUUGUUCUCUCUCUCGGGUUUUUCCGCCCCUUUUCUCUUUUUCUUUUUUCUCUUUUCUCAUUUUCUCUUACUCUUCUCUUAUUCUUUUUAUAUUUGUCUCUUUCUUCUUUUCUUCGUUUUUCUCCUUUUCUUUAUUCUCUUUUUCUUCUCUUUUACUCUCUUUCUGUUUUCUUCUAUUCUUUUAACCUUUCUCUUACUUUUUUCUCUUCUUUUUCCUCUCUUUUUUCCUCUUUUUCUCCUUUCCUUUUUUCUCUUCCCUUUUUCCUCUCUUUUCCUUUAUUUGUUGUUUCAUUUUCUCCUCUCUUUUUUCCUCUUCUCUCUCUGUUUCUCUUUUUCCCCUCCCUUUUCUGCCCCCCUCGCCCUCCCCAGGGGCAGGCAGGUGUCCCCAGCCCCAGCAAGAGGGGACGGUGCCAGCGGGGCCAUGGCAGGAGCAGCACCAGGAGUGGGGGGUCCCUGUCCCCAUCCACCCCCAACUGCCUGCUUGUGGCCAGCACAGCUCAGCCACAUUUCAGGGGUCAGGAGCAGCAGGGAGGGGGCUGAGGGGGUAGUAUGGUGGGCGGGAGGGGGGACACAGUACAGCCCCCUCCAAUUUGGGGGAACACAGGGAUGCAGUGGCCAAGGAAGCCGAUCCUCCUCUUCGCCCCACCAGGGAUUACUGGGGACCCCCUCCAGUCCCCCCAAACCCCGUCCCUUUCCCUCAGCACCCACAGACUCUGCGCAGGGUUCUGCUGAGGGGGGGUUUCUGGGGGAUGGGGGGUUCACCCAGGCCCCCCCAAACCGAAGCAGCUGAUUUCUGCCAGUGGCUGGAGGAAAGCACAACCCCCGGCCCCCCCACUGUACAUAGCCCCACCACCCCCCCGCUGUCUGUCGCAUCGCAGCCCCCACCCACCCUUCCCCUUAGGAAUAACGAUUUAGUUCGCCCCACACCCCUUCGCUGCCCAGAACCGCUGAUGCCAAGUGACAAAUGUUUGGGUUUGGGGGGUGGGGGGGUGGGAGUGUCUCUUAUUUUGUACAGAAAACAAAAAUUCCUUGGAAAAGAAAAAAAAGCCAACCUGUCUUUCAACUGAAGUAACUUUUCUGGUGCUGUUGUUAACUUGGUCCUUUUUUUUUUUUUCUGUUUGUUUUAAUUUAUUUCCCCUCCGUGCUCCUGCCUCUGCCGCCGCUUCCCCCCACCCCAUCCCUCUGCCACAUUUCUUUCUCUUUCUUCCAUUCCCUCUUUUCUUUUAAUUUUUUUUAAUGGUAAUUCCCCUCUUUCCCACCUGCCUCCCGAUUUUCAUAGUCACUGCUACAAGUAACGAAUGCACUGUGAAGAUUCCAGUAUUAAUAAAGGUUGUACUGUAAUAUAA
Phalacrocorax carbo (great cormorant) is the source of this 3882-nucleotide messenger RNA. Lineage: Eukaryota; Metazoa; Chordata; Aves; Suliformes; Phalacrocoracidae. The record is from RefSeq and is a predicted model, not a curated record.